Molecule: messenger RNA, 2985 nt
Organism: Tripterygium wilfordii
Lineage: Eukaryota; Viridiplantae; Streptophyta; Magnoliopsida; Celastrales; Celastraceae
Product: protein OBERON 1-like
Exons: 6
Coding region: 364-1791 (475 amino acids)
Source: RefSeq, a predicted model, not a curated record
CGGAGAAUCCCUGGCGCGUGAACAAUUGUAAGAAACCUGUUUAAAAUAUGUCCAUGGAAGCUACAGGUGGCCGGGGCGGGCAAGAACGCCGCAAUAAGAUUCUGGGGUUAUAAUCGUCAUUUCCACUACCUCGGUGGUUCUAGUUGUUUAUAAUUCAGUGAACGACUGUACGUUGCUCGGAGCUCCUCUCUCUCUUGCCAGGGCCUAGGGCUUCUGUCUCUGUUGCCAGCUAAUCUGUGUGUCAAGAUUUCUCGGAGCUUGUGAGUUUGAAAAACACCGUCUGCUUCUUUAAGAUGUCCAAACAACAAUGGGUGUAGCACAUCAUCAUCAGAGGUUUUUUAAAUCUGAAGUAGAAUCCAAUCCAUGGAGACUGACAAUGAAAGCAAUAUGAGCGAGAUGAAGGAAAAUAAAUUUUUUUUAAGGCCAGUUGAUCCUGAGGAUUAUGGUGAAGGAUUGCCAUAUGCUCCUGUAGAUUGGCCUAAUCGGGGAGAUAUUUGGGGUUGGAAAGUGGGAAAAAGAGUUGCCUUGCAAGGCCACUUUUUGGAUAGGUAUCUGUAUCUUCCAAGUCGUCUAUGUUCGAGAGAUUCUAAGAAGCGAAGUUUUAAAAGCAAGCUUUCGGUUGAACAUUACAUCCAGGCAACGUUCCCUAAUGCAGAUAUUGAUGCAUUUUUCGCUUCAUUCAGCUGGAAGAUCCCUUCAAAGAAUCAAUCAACAAAUGGUAAGUCAGUGUUGCGUAGUUUGGUUCCUUUGCCUCCAGACACAGAACACUCUGAAUCUGUUUGCCAGUCUGAUACCAUAGGUUGCAAGGCUGGGAAUAAGACGUGUAGCAGUUUCAUGGAAACAGCAGAAGGAUCACCUUCGGCUGUCAUGCCUUGUGAUAUUUGCUGUGCUGAGCCUCGGUUCUGCCGUGAAUGUUGUUGUAUUCUUUGUUCCAAGACUGUAACUUUAGAUUUUAGGGACUACAGCUAUGUCAAAUGUCAAGCAAUAGUGGGUGAGGGAUACUUAUGUGGACAUGUUGCUCACAUUAAUUGCGCUCUUCGAUCUUACUUGGCGGGAACAGUUGGUGGAAGCAUUGGUUUGGAUGCAGAAUACUAUUGCCGGCGAUGUGAUGCAAGGACAGAUCUAGUUCCGUAUGUAAAAGGUGUUUUGCAAAAUUGGGAAGACAUCAAUUCCCGGGAUGACCUUGACAAAAUUCUGAACAUUGGCUUGUGCAUUUUACGUGGAUCUCAGAAAAUUGGGACAAGAGAGUUACUGAACCGCAUUGAAUUGGCCAUGGCUAAGCUUAAAUGUGGUUCUUCACUUGAAGAUAUCUUUAAAGAUGAAGAUGGUGCCCAAGUUAUUUCCACAGGCGUACUAGAUACAGGAAAUGCCGCAUUGGAAGCUACAAACGACGAAGAUUGUGUGGAUGAUAGAACCACCUCGCUGCAAGUUGUAACAGAAUCAUCUGAUUAUCUGAACGAGUCUCUGAAGCUUGAAAAUAAGAUUGAUGAGGUUCUUCAAGCUCUGCGUAAGUCCCAGGAAUUAGAGUAUAAAAUUGCAGAGGAGCAGCUCCAUGCUCAGAAGAAUUAUCUUCGUAAUCUAUAUCAGCAAUUGGAUAAAGAGAGGUCAGCACUAGCACAUCGAACAUCACGCAUUGAACCUGGUAGCUUACAUGCUGCCAUCUCAAACAGAUUGGAUCAGGUAAACAGAGAAAUCGUGAAACUCAAGGAGAUGGAAGAGGUGGCUGAAGGAUUUGGAAAGACCCCUAACCGUAUUUUGAGGGAACACUUUGGUAUGGAAAUUGAGAAAUGAAGUUUAUUCCUGCCAGUGAUGGGUUUGCAGUCAUGUUCAUCAAAUCUUCCCGUGGAGCUGUUUUCAUUCUUCGAACUGUGAUCAUCACCUGUGAAUUUUUUAGUCUAUUUCCGCGUCGUGUGUGAUGAAGUUACAUCCCUGGCGAAUGUCAUAGGAAGGACUUCUUGUGCUCAGGAUGAAUUUUUGUUCCCUGCAAAAUAUGCAGGAUGCAAGUUCAGUAGUAUAAUUGCCUUGAAGCUGCCAUAAUCCGAAUGGAUCAGUUAGAUAAGAGCAAUGGAGUUGUGGGUCUGAAAAUCCAAGGCAGUUCAACUGUUUUUGUUUUGUUGGGUCAUCUGGGAUCACUGGGCUGAGUACCGGGCCUUGACCCAAUAAGAAUCCAUUUUCGGCUUUAUCCAUUUGUAACUUGGGCCUGGUUCUUUUCGUAACUUGGGUUGGGGGCAUUCUAAGAAGCCCAAAGGCCCAAACACCUUCCAUCGUUCCAUACCUGCCAUUCCCUCCACUACUCGUUCCAAACCACCAACCCAAGACUGAAAUGUCAGCAGUUGCCACCACCAAACACACGACCCUCCUCACCGCCCUCUCCUCCUCCACCUCCCUCUCCCACCUCAAGCAAGUCCAUGCCCUAAUUCUCCGCUACAACCUCUCACAUUCCCACUCACUCCUUCUUAACCUCCUCCUCACCUCCUGCUCUCUGUCCAGCCUCAACUAUGCUCUCUCCGUCUUCUCUCAUUUCCCCACUCCCUCGCCUCCUCUCUCCAACAAAUUCUUGCGCGCUCGUCUCGUAGCGCCAAAUCUCAAGAUUACCCUCUCUUUUUUUUCUUAUGCGGAAAUAAGAGGAUAAGGGUUGGGUGUGGACAGGUUUAGGUUUCCGCUGCUGCUGAAGGCGGCAGGGAAGGUGUCGAUGCUAAAUGAGGAGAAGGAGAUAUAUCGGUUGGCAGAGAAAAUGGGUUUUGACUUGGACGCGUUUGUGAAGACGGGUUUGAUGGGGAUGUAUUGCGCUUGUGGAAGAAUAAUGGACGCGCGGUUGGUGUUCGAUAAAAUGUCUCAGCGGGAUGCUGGUUACAUGUAGUAGAUCUUCUUGUUUGAACUUUCCUCUGCAAUUUUGUAUUUACCAACACUAAAAACCAGUAGUAUGGAAACUUUUCUAAUGAUGCUGCUUUGAUAAUUGGAAAGAAACAUGCUGAUGCUUAUGCA